Vitis vinifera (wine grape) is the source of this 1489-nucleotide messenger RNA. RefSeq names its product F-box protein FBW2. The transcript is spliced from 3 exons. The record is from RefSeq and is a predicted model, not a curated record. The coding region runs from base 484 to 1389 and encodes 301 amino acids. NCBI's taxonomy places the organism in Eukaryota, Viridiplantae, Streptophyta, Magnoliopsida, Vitales, Vitaceae.
UAGUUUUAUAGCCUUCUUUCCCCCUUAUCCUUUUCUCUAUCUCUUUCUCUCUUAUCUAUGUCCUUCUUUGAUUCCUCCAUAUAUCCAAAGAGGAAAAAAGGGACAAAUUUUGGAUGAAAAUCUCACAUCUUGGGAGUAUAUGUAAUCCUUAUUUUCUCAUUCUUUUUCCUAGAUUUUAGUCCAGCUUGCCCACAUUAUCAAUGGAGUUGUUGAAACAGUUUUCCUUUAAAAUAAAUAAUAAAUGCAGUGUCUUCGGGGGUUUUCGUUUAUUUUCCCCCUCAUCUUCUUCUUCGUUUCUUCUGUAAGAUAAAUGCAAUGCUUCUGUGAACACUUCCACUGGAAAAUGGUUUUCAAGCGCAGUUUUCUCAUCCGGGUGAAUGCUUUUGAUCGAUGAAACUGGUGGAUAGCUUUCUUUCUGUGCUUUCAGUAUUGAUUUAUUGUCCGGCUUUGCUAUCAUCCUGAUAUGGGUUUUCCGAAGAAUAGAUGGAAGAGGAAAGUGAUAUUCGGCGCUGGGACGAGCUAAUACCCGAUGCUUUGGGUCUAAUCUUUAGAAAUCUUUCACUCCGGGAAAUACUGACUGUGAUUCCCAGGGUCUGCAAAUCAUGGGACGAAGCAGUGAAAGGGCCUUAUUGCUGGCAAGAGAUAGACAUUGGAGAAUGGAGUGACCAAUGGCCGGAGCACCUUGAUCGCAUGCUUGAAAUACUAAUCAGAAGAAGCUGCGGUUCCCUCCGCAAGCUCUGCGUUUUCGGUCUCCAAAACGACAGGCUUCUCUCUUUCAUUGCAGAACAUGCUGGUUCUCUUCAGACCCUGCAACUGAUAAGAAGCGAAAUAAGUGAUUCUCUAGUGGAAGAGAUUGCUGGAAGGUUUUCAACACUCACUUUCUUGGAUGUGAGUUGCUGCAAUAAAAUGGGCAGCCGAGCUCUUGAGGCCAUUGGAAAGAACUGCAAAUCGCUUGUGGGGCUGUGCCGGAACAUGCACCCACUAACUACUGCAGGCAAGCUCUCGCAGGAUGAGGAGGCUCACGCCAUUGCCACCACAAUGCCCAAGCUCAAGCACCUUGAGAUGGCUUACCAUCUUCUCAGCACAAAAAGUGUUCUUGAGAUCCUCUCGUGCUGUCCCGAGCUUGAGCUUUUGGAUUUGAGAGGGUGUUGGCAUGUGGAACUUAACGUGAAGUUCCUCAAAGAGAAGUUCCCAAAAUUGAGGGUCUUGGGGCCUGUUGUUGUGGACUACUGUCGGUAUUAUGAAAUGAAUGAAUGUGACGAUUACUCGGACUAUGAUGAGAGUUCAGAUGGAACAUGGGAUGAUGAGGGCGGGCUGGAAGAGCUAGAGGUGCGAUUCUAUGAAGGAUUUGGCGAGCAUCCAGAGUAUGGUUGGCCUACAUCUCCUUAACUCUACUGUCUAGUACUUGGUUAUCUGAUGCUUCUAUUUCUCUUUACUUCCAUAUCCUAUGUUUUAAUGGAAAUGCAGUGUGGUGUUUGUUUCUCUGUCA